This is a messenger RNA of Arxiozyma heterogenica, 630 nucleotides long. It is a transcript of the gene TVP23, whose product is annotated as Tvp23p. Lineage: Eukaryota; Fungi; Ascomycota; Saccharomycetes; Saccharomycetales; Saccharomycetaceae. Gene Ontology annotation, biological process: protein secretion; vesicle-mediated transport. The transcript has a single exon. The coding region runs from base 1 to 630 and encodes 209 amino acids. Gene Ontology annotation, cellular component: Golgi membrane. The record is from RefSeq and is a predicted model, not a curated record.
AUGGAACAAAUUAAAAACUUUUAUAACACUAUUUUAAAAUCUUCACAUCCAAUAUUAUUAGCGAUACAUUUAUCAGGGAAGGCUGCUCCCAUAUUGUUCUAUAUAUUAGGAUCAAUCUUUACAAGUUUUACGGUACAAUUUAUCGUAAUUAUUUUACUCGUUUCCUUUGACUUCUACAUUACAAAGAAUAUAAGUGGUAGACGGUUAGUCCAAUUGCGUUGGUGGUAUGAUGCAACUAAUAAAUCCAAUUCAAAUUUUGUAUUUGAAUCAUACAAACAAUAUGAUCAAUCUUUAGCUGUACUUAAUCCAAUUGAUAACAAAUUAUUUUGGUGGUCUAUGUACUUAACACCUAUAAUCUGGUUUAUUUUCGGUAUUAUGUGUCUUUUAAGAUUGAAAUUGUUUUCCUUCAUCUUGGUCAUUGCUGUGACAUUUUUAACAGGUUGUAAUACAUAUGGUUUCAGAUUAUGUGAUAGAUGGGAACCAAAUUCCGAAAAUAAUAAUAAUAAUAAUGGUUAUGAAGGAUUUACUACAUGGUUCCAAUUACCUAAUAUUUUAGACAAUUUGUCAAAUGUGGGCAGAGUUCAAACACUGUUUCAAAAUUUUGGCAAUAGAGGAAAUAAUAACAAUUAA